CGAAUUCGCGUGUUUAAUUAGCUGUUAUUUAGAGUUCACGACAUUCUAAUGAAUUUGUAAUAGGUUUUCAAUUACACAUGUGUAAUUCUUAGUGGACAGUUAAUUCCCUUUCUAAGAGUAACACGUAAUCUGAAGGAAUCACAAAACCUUUGACAAAACCAAGUACUGAUAAUUUUGUAAAGAACUUUGUCUUAGUUGAACCCGAUACCUGCUGGGGAUUCCAAACCUUCCGAUACUUUGUUACAUCGACGCAGUUUAAUAGUCUACGAAAGAAAAAAAGUAACAGCUGCUUUGUUUAGCGUUUCCAAACUGCACAAAACUUUCUAACCAUUAUUACAGCGCACUAUCAACAGAAAAUCUUUCUGGCAGGGAAAAUGCACGUCCGAUGUUUUUUCGCGAUCGUCGUUUUAAACUUUGCCUCUAUUACGGCGCUGCACAAAUCUAAAGUCAAGGAACUUACUCUGAUUAAUUUUGACCAAUACGUUGACGGCGAAAGGUUUGCGUUUGUAUUUUUCUACGCCCCAUGGCACGACCAAUGUCAGACAAUUCUGGAUCGCCUUGAAGAAGUGGGCAAAGCGUUUGCUGAUCGAGAUGAUGUGGUGAUUGCCAAGGUGAACGCGUAUGAAGAAAUCAAGCUGGCUACGCGCUUUUGGAUCGAUGAAUAUCCAUCCUACCGAUAUUUUAUUAAAGGAAGCGUAACAGAAGAGACUUACAGGAGCGGUCACCUUGCUGACGACAUGAUCCGUUUUAUCCAAUCGAAAUCCUUUCUCCAUCUGAACACGGAUAUCUUCAUGACUCCAGUCAUCGACUUAAGCUCGUCCAACUUUGAACGCAUCGUCAAGGACAGAACGCGAAGCAUCAUGGUUAUGUACUAUAACGGAAACUGCGAUCUUUGUAACAGUUUACAAAACACAAUUCACGAUGUUGGAAUCACAUUCAGAAACGAGCCAACCUGCCUUAUUGGUCGGCUCAACUGCGACACAGAGCCACAGAUCUGCAUUGCGCAAACCAUUCCCCAUUAUCCCACAUUUAAAGUGUAUUCUCAACACAAUAAAGAUGGCGUGGUGUACGAGCCAGGCGCUUACCAGGAAAGCUACAGCGAGAGAAAUAUGACCACGUUUAUGAACGCGCUCUGUGGGACACAAAGAGAGAUGCGAGGACGACUUAACGAAAAGGCUGGCCUUCUUGACGACUUCAACGAGCUAGCCGUGCAGUUCAUGAAGGAUUACCACAGGCGAACAGAGAUCAUGAGAGAAGCGAAACUCAAAGCCCUCCGUCAUGAGUUCCAGACCGAGGCUAAUUUUUACUUCACUGUCAUGGCACGCGUGAUGUCGUAUGGUGCUGGAAUAAUUAAGGAUGAAAUUGACCGGUUAGAACGUUUGAUCGCCGGCCCACUGCACGCGAACAAGGCCGACGAACUUGAGAGACGAAGAAACAUCCUGAAGCAGUUUCACGUGUUGCAUUACGAGAGAGACGAACUUUAGUGUGUUUAAGUUUUUUUCAUUUAAAAUGUCUUCUUCCCGGUAUCAUGGAUUUUAGUCAGUUAGUAAACAAAACUAACACAUUAUUUCUUUAUCACGCUGUCGUACGUCGUAUUUUCAAGGUAAGAAAAUCUUGUAAUCGGGGAAAAAGAUUUCAAAAUAAAAACUUACAAAGCA
Molecule: messenger RNA, 1658 nt
Organism: Orbicella faveolata
Lineage: Eukaryota; Metazoa; Cnidaria; Anthozoa; Scleractinia; Merulinidae
Product: protein disulfide-isomerase 1-like
Biological process (GO): protein folding
Cellular component (GO): endoplasmic reticulum
Molecular function (GO): protein disulfide isomerase activity
Source: RefSeq, a predicted model, not a curated record